Molecule: messenger RNA, 3386 nt
Organism: Onychomys torridus (southern grasshopper mouse)
Lineage: Eukaryota; Metazoa; Chordata; Mammalia; Rodentia; Cricetidae
Gene: Amigo3
Product: adhesion molecule with Ig like domain 3
Exons: 1
Coding region: 239-1777 (512 amino acids)
Biological process (GO): brain development
Molecular function (GO): protein binding
Source: RefSeq, a predicted model, not a curated record
CCUAGAGUACUUAGAAUCCAGUCAGAGCAGCGCUUGAAGAAGGUAUCGGAACUGAACCAAGGGCUGGGGCCCCACCUCAUAAUCCCAGACCAGACGAGCAGGAGAAGCUGGCUGGGCGGCUGGAGCCGGCAUUGUGCCUCUCAAGCCCUGGGCUGUAGGGAACCACAAUCGACAAGCCUUACAGAAGCAGGUGAGUCCUGGGGCUGUUGACUAGCACUAAGCUGCCUCCACCUCUAGCAUGGUGGUCACUGCCAUGGCCUGGCUGCUGGUGCCAGGCAUAGUACUGUGCAUGUUGGGCGCUGGAUUAGGCGCCUCAGAUUUGGAGGACGUUCUGCCUCCUGCUCCCCACAACUGCCCCAAUAAAUGCAUCUGUGCUGCCGAUGUGUUGAGCUGCGCGGGCCAUGGAUUAGAGGAUGUGCCGGCAUUACCUGCAACUGCUGCAGAACUCGACUUGAGCCACAAUGCACUCCAACGCCUGCACCCUGGCUGGUUAGCACCCUUCUCCCGGCUGCAUGCCCUGCGCCUAGGCUACAAUAAAUUGUAUGUGCUGGGCCAUGGUGUCUUCACCAAUGCCAGUGGCCUGAGGACACUUGAUCUAUCAUCUAAUAUGUUGAGGAUACUCCAUACCCAUGACCUGGAUGGACUAUGGGGGCUGGAGAGAUUGCUUCUGUUCAAUAACCGCCUGGUGCACUUAGACCUGGACGCCUUCCAGGGCCUGAGCACACUCAGCCACCUUUAUCUUGGCUACAAUGAACUCGCCUCUUUUUCUUUCAACCACCUACAUGGUCUGGGGACAACCCACCUGCGCACUCUAGACCUGUCCUCCAACUGGCUGGGACACGUCUCCAUCUCUGGGUUGGCUGCACUGCCAGCCUUCCUCAAGAAUGGCCUCUACCUGCACAACAACCCACUGCCCUGUGACUGCCGCCUCUACCACCUGCUCCAGCGCUGGCACCAGCGGGGUCUCAGUGCCCUGCGGGAUUUUGCACGUGAAUACACGUGCUUGGCCUUUAAGGUUUCCGAAUCCAGAGUACGCUUCUUUGAGCACAGCCGGGUAUUUGAGAACUGUUCAGCUGCUGCAGCUCUCGGCUUAGAACUGCCUGAACAGCAGCUGGACACACAGGUGGGACAGUCCCUGAGGCUCUACUGCAACACCAGCGUGCCCGCUGCACGAGUGGCCUGGGUUUCACCGAAAAAUGAGCUGCUUGUCCCACCAGGAUCUCAGGAUGGCAGCAUUGCUGUGUUGGCUGAUGGCAGCUUAGCAAUACGCAGGGUGCAAGAGCAACAUGCAGGCAUCUUUGUGUGCCUGGCAACUGGGCCCCGCCUGCACCACAACCAGACACUUGAGUUCAAUGUGAGCGUGCAUAAACCUCGCCCCGAGCCAGAGGCUUUCAACACAGGCUUCACCACGUUGCUGGGCUGUAUCGUGGGCCUGGUGCUGGUGCUGGUCUACUUGUUUGCACCACCCUGUCGUGGCUGCUGUCACUGUUGCCGGAGAGCCUGCCGUAACCGCUGCUGGCCCCGAGCACCCAGUCCACUCCAGGAAUUGAGUGCACAGUCCUCAGUCCUCAGCACUACACCACCGGAUGCACCUAGCCGCAAGGCCAGUGUCCACAAGCAUGUGGUCUUCCUGGAGCCGGGCAAGAAAGGUCUCAAUGGCCGUGUGCAGCUAGCAGUAGCUGAAGACUUCGACCUGUACAACCCCGUGGAGUUGCAAGUCAAGGCUGGCUCUGAGUCAGCCAGUUCCACAGGCUCAGAGGGUCUCGUGAUGACCUAGACUGCCUGGGUGCCCCCCACAGGCUAUAGAACUGCUGCUUGCCCUGUUUGCUGCUGCAGUCUAGAGAACUGACAGGUGCUGGUGGGAUACACUGUGCCUGGUCCUACAACUGCAUGUGAGCCUCGACCUGCACUGUAAUAGCUCUACCCACUGGUAAGGGGGUGAGGCUCCCCGGCUUGCCUCUUGCUCUGCCUAGCUCAGGCUAAGGCCUCAGACUACUAGAUCCUGCUUCCCUAGGACCUCUGAGUGACCAAAUGUCCCAUGAAGAUCAGGGACCAAGACCACCAUCUGGUAAGAGCCCUUGCAUUAGAGCUCUGGGACCACUUCAGGAAUUAAUGCAGAUGUUAGGUGCAGCAUAGAAGUCAAGCACACCAUCUUCCCUUCCCCACCAGGGAGCUUGCCAAGGAGGGAAAAGGCAGCUCAGAAGAUCCAGCCCCCACUCUUAGGUGGAAGGAAUAAAUAAGCCCUUCCUCUGCUGAAAGAAGACCCAGUCUACCACCACCACCCAGCCUCUGGAAAGCUAUACAACUCCUGUGGAGUCUGGUGGGCAUGCGUUCCUCCUUCAGGACACUCCUGCAAGAGUAGCCCUGCUGUCUUCAGCUAAAGGGGGAGCCAAUUCCAUGGGCUCAUAACCCAGCAGGAAAAAGCCCGGUGAAUAUGACUAAUCUGGGAUUCAUGUCCCUGGAGGGCAGGAGACCUCUUAAGGACUGGCACUCAUCUCAGCCUAAUGGCUGAAGCACUAUCCUGAGUCCAUAUGCCUCUACCACCCUACAGGCGGGUAGGGAAAGGGUCGGAGCCCUUCCCAGGAUGAGCUGGCAGCUCAGUCUGUCCUAGAUGACUAUGAAGGCAUUUUGUAAUAAAGGCAGUACAUGUUCGUUGCUGGGCCUUCCCAGAUGGGUAGCUUUGUGUGCUCAGCUCUUGAUCCAGCAGGGUGGCCCUGACCAUCAGAGGAUGGCACAUCUUCCAAGUUUUGGCAUGUAUGCCCCUGCAAGAGGCAUGGCUGCUAGCUAAGACCUCCUACCGAGCCAGAGUUUACACCUCACCACCUACCCUUUGCCUCAGUGUCCCAAACUAGAGUCUGCGGUUCAUUUUGAGACAAAGAAACACAACAAGGCCCUUCCCUAUCAGCCCUUCCUCAAAGGGCACGCCCAGUUCCCAUGGGAGCCAACAGUCCCCGACACUCACUCUGAGGCUGGACCAUGCACCAGGAGGCGUACCAGGAUGCCGGUCACUGCCACCAGGAUAGGGUAGUGGUCCACACUCUCCAGGCCUAAGGGGAGGGAAGGAAGAUGAAGCGUUCAUACAGUUUUGUGGCAGGAGCUCCGGGCCUGGCUGAUGCCACCGACCUCUUCCUACAUAAAGGCAAGCUGAGGCUGGGAUUGCACAGCACAGCUGUCCAGUACUGAAUGGAGAAGAGCAGGCACCACUGCUCCUGGCCCAGAAGCCAAGGCCUUGGUGUGCUGAGAUGCAGGGCAUCUGGAUCCUUACCAGGAAGCCGCAGGGUGACGACGCGGUCAAACAGGUUUCUCUCAGCUGUCACCCGGUUCAGCACCUGGUUCAGCAGCUGUGAGGGCAGGAGCCUAUUGGUGGAUGGGCAAGCGCACCACCU